UAUUAUCUGCAGUAGUAAUCUCAAACAUAGCAGGAAAACGUAUUAGGAGGAUUGUAAACAUACAUGAGUGAUCAUAAUGUUAGAGAGAGAGAAAGAGGGAGAGGCGUCAGGAAUGGCUGUAGAGAGGAAUACUUCCAUCGUGUGUGAUUCCUUGGGCGCGCAGCUCCCGGUUAUGGGUGUCCCAUGUGGAGAGCGCUGCACACUGAACCUGGUACUCCCCUGCUGAGGAUGGAGGUGGCUGGAACUGAGGCGUGGGUCCCGUGUUUUACGUAACGCAAGGGACUCUCCUGCUCAGUUUGUGGUUGUUGAAUAUAAAGGUGCAGGACUGACUGAUGCAGAUAUGUUCCUGCGGAAAUAGUUCUCACAUAUGUUCCCCUUCACUGUUAUGAGCCAAACACCGCUAAUAUGACAUUACUUGAGACCCUCCUUAGCUAAUAUAAAAGUGUGUGUCAGCACAAUUCAUUAUUAUGUUAGCAGUGUACAGCAUGCAGUGUCAGCUGAAAUGCAACAGCGUUGUUGGAGGCGGGAGGGGUAAGGGGGGAUGUCCGCCGCCAUCAGGGCGAAGUUGAUCGAAACGGGGAUCUGUCGAGUGGUCCAAAUGUAAACCUGCGUGCCCUUCCCGGCCUUGUGGAUCACCGCCACUGGUGGGGAAGAUGGAGCAUGCAUCGCCAUCCCUCCGUCUGUGGAACCAAAAGCUUAGUGAAAUUCUAAAGCUAGCUGGAGAACUUCAGAAUGAAGACCAGAAGUUGGCUGCAGAAUCCUGGUACCUGGCAGUGCACCACAUCCAGUCCCUGUGGGACAAGUCUUCCCUCAUCACCGCCAGGAAGGGUGUAUCAACUCAGGUCAAGGAGGAGGUCAAACAGGAUGGACACAGUUCUGAGGCUACCUCAAGUCUGGUUUGGAGGAGGAGCACCACACCACAGACACAAACCCCAACACCAAAGGAAGAGGCAGUGAAGGAGGAACACAGUAUUGAAGAGCAGAAUUCAGAGAGGGUCAAGAAGGGCCGUCGUGAGGGUAAGAAGUCUUCCAAAUCAUCAGUGAAACAGGAAGCACAAGUUAAGCAGGAGAGUGAGUCACAAGACAAGGCUCAGGAUGCUGGCAAGGUUCAGUCAGUCCACCUCAUGAUCUCAGCUGACCCAGUCCUGGUGCCAAGCAUGAACAGGUUCAAAAAGGUGUUCAAGAAUGAGAGCACAGGCAAAAUGGAGACUACUUACCAGUGUGAAAAGUGUCCUAAGCAGUGCCGUACUGCCAUUGCUUUAUACAAACACUGGUCUUCUCACAGUAAGAGUUUGGAGUGUCCUAUCUGCCACCAGAGACUAUGCAACAGACAUGCUCUAAAUGCACACAAGAGGACCCACACUGGGGAGCGGCCAUUUGAGUGCACCAAGUGUUCUUCAAGGUUUACUACCCGAGGCAACCUUGCUCGCCACAUAGCCAGCCACGAGGGAAAGAAGCCGUGGCAAUGUGCUUUGUGUGGCAAGCGGUACACUGAGAAAAAGUCUCUUAAGGUGCACAUGCGAUCACACACUGGUGAAAAGCCCUAUGCGUGCUCUGUCUGUCCCAAGAAGUUCUCUCAGUCUGGCGUCCUCCAGGCACACAUGCUCAUCCACAGUGAUCAGUUUGCACAUUUGUGUGACAUAUGUGGGCGCUCCUUCCGCCAGCGUUCUCAGUUGGCAACUCACCACCUGCGCCACCAAGGAGUGCGCCCCUUCUCCUGCCCCAAUUGUGACCGAAGCUUCACCACCAAGGGUGACAUGGAGAGGCACCUGAGGACACACACAGGGGAGCGGCCAUUCAGCUGUGACGUGUGUGGCUCCUCAUUUGCCCGGCCACAGACGUUACAGGAACACAAAAACCGGCACUACAACUUCAAGCCCUACAUGUGCAAGAUCUGUGGCAAAAGGUUUCAUGAGAUGGCUGCCUGCUCUCGCCACAUCAAAGGUUUGCACUCCAGGGAGAAGGGAAACGCCCCAGCUUCUGCCAGCAUUCUCCGUUUGACUAAUCCUGAACACCAGCAAGAUGAGGAAGAGAAGCAAAAUAUUCUCAUUACUCAUCUUGAUGUAACUGAUCCCGUGACAAAGGAAGAUGUCCCUCCUGCAACUCCACAGGAAGAUGAUGUGGGAAAUGAGGAGGAGGAAGAGGAAGAGGAGGAGGAGGAGGAGAUGGAGGGUGUAGAUGAGGAAGAUGGGGAGGAAGUGAAACAUCACAUCUUUGUCAUGCACACCACAGAGCCAGAGGAAACACAGCUCAUUACCAUUGCAGAGCCUACUGUUGGUGACAAUGAAGGCCCAAGCUCCACUGAGUUGUCGUGUGAGGACUGUGUCACCCUCAUGUCUUCUGUAGAUGUUCUGAGGAGCCAUGCCAGACACUGUACAACUGUCUCAUGCGAGGACUGUCGCACCCUUAUAUCUUCAGUGGAGGUGGUGAGGGGACACCUGCGACACUGUGAGAAUCACCAAGGUUUGUCCAUGGCAGAGUGGCUUAUUGAAGAUGAUGCCAUGAGCCAGGACAGUAACAGCAGCAAUGACAGAAACAGUGAUGAUGGUGCAGAGGAUGGUGGCAAUAGUGAUGGCAGUGGUGGUGGAGGCAACGGAGAGAAUGAGGUAGUGACAUCAGAUAUGGAUCAACAUACUGUUACCAUCAGUGAGGAUGUCACUAUUACCUCACUUCCCCUCACCCAGCUACCUCCCAUACACCUACAGCUGGAGAGUGACUACAUGGUGGUGUUGCGGGGGCCAGCCAGCAGCGGACAGACUGCAGACAGGACGCUUCCCCCACAGCAGGUAGAGGAACAUUCAUUAACAGAGGCAGAGGAAGAGAAUUCACAGCCAAGACUUGCACUGGUCUCAUCGCUGCUCAAUGAGUAAGGAUUACAUGAAGGUCAGGGAAGGGAAGGUACUAUUGCACAAACUUGGGGGCCUUUAUUUUUUAAUCCCAUUCCUUGAUCUUUGUUGAAAGGCAUUUGCAUAAUAAUUUGAAAAAAAGUAACAAUAUAAAUUGAUAAGUAAAAAAAAAUAUAUAUAUAUAUAUAUAUAUAUAUAUAUAUAUAUAUAUAUAUAUAUAUAUUACCAUAAAUUGCUGUUGCUGGAUAUGAAAGACAAAUCAUGGGUUUUGAGAGUUCUUCAGCUUCAAACGAAUUAAGAUUGAUAUUUUCAUUAAAAACCAACAGAUCAUAACAUUCCAUUUGAAAAACUACACCAGAUUAUUUUAUUUUAUUUUAUUUUUUGAGCAUUUGAUGUGACAUUAAUUUGAGGCUAGAUUGAAGCUUUAUAUUUUGUGUGUGUGUGUGUGUGUGUGUGCCCUUUGCAGGUGAUGUCAAACUGGUAAAUAGAUUGAUAGAUUUGAAUUUAUAUUUAUAUUGAUGAAAUUUUAGUAAUUAUAAGGUUCAUGUAUAUAUAAAUUAACUUUUAUCAUGAAUGGUAAAAUAAAAACUACAAACUGAAUACUACAAAUAAACAAAUUUCAAGCAGA
This is a messenger RNA of Scylla paramamosain (green mud crab), 3474 nucleotides long. Its product is annotated as zinc finger protein ZFP2-like. Gene Ontology annotation, biological process: regulation of transcription by RNA polymerase II. Gene Ontology annotation, cellular component: nucleus. NCBI's taxonomy places the organism in Eukaryota, Metazoa, Arthropoda, Malacostraca, Decapoda, Portunidae. Gene Ontology annotation, molecular function: DNA-binding transcription factor activity, RNA polymerase II-specific; RNA polymerase II cis-regulatory region sequence-specific DNA binding. The transcript is spliced from 15 exons. The record is from RefSeq and is a predicted model, not a curated record. Bases 654 to 2870 code for a protein of 738 amino acids.